ACUAGCGCAGUAAACGGCAGGUGCAUUUUGUGUACACGUUGUAUGAUAUAAAAAUGUAAAUUCUGGAUAAAAAACCACAAAAGACAAUGAUUAACUUUCUCAAAGUCCAGAUGUAAUUCACCAGUGUCACAGAUUGUUGCCUUGUAUUAAACUGCCUUUGUUCAAGUGACUACCUUCACUACAUGAACACACACACCAUUGGAGAAAGAGAUUCACAACCUUCCAUCAGCGAUGCCAAUAAGCGAGGAAAAUGCAGCCAGAUCGCUGUGCCUCCUCACCGAAUUCCGAGACGCGUCAGGCAGCAGUGCGCAACAGCAGGAAGAUGUCCAACGCAGCAUCAACGUCCUCAGUGCCUACCUCAACAGCAUUCUACCCGCAGCCACGUCAGUAGCUGCAACCACUGCGGCUAGCCAGGCUGGGGCAGUAGGAUCAGAAGCCCCCUACGAAAAGCCUGGGGGUGAAGGUGAUCGCAACAGAGAGGAGAUCAAAGUUUUUGCGUUUCAGUCUCCCCCGGCCCCGAAGAGCACCUUAGACUUCGGGUUGAUCUUGCAGAACGGCGGCGCGACAACGGCGACGCUGCAACGGCAGCAGAAACCGGAACCUUUUGUAGCACCUCCGGCAAACAGCAAAGCAUUGGGGAACAUACGCAUCGCUGCGAUCGCACCGGGGUCAUUUGUGCAGCAGGACGGACAGCUGAAAGUUGGGGAUGAAAUCAUUGAGAUCAAUGGACAUCUGAUGGAGCGAUGCUCUGCUGAGCGAGCAAGAUUCCUCUUGGAUAGUGCCUUAAGGUCAGGUAAACUGUGCGUGGCUAUCUUACGGAAGACCAAAAGGAAAGCGCCCAGGCCCCCUCCAGGUAGCAGCCCAGCCCAGACGUUGGACCAGACCAGCCCCCUGCCGGCUCGCAGACAGGUAUCCCUCCCGCCGCCAAGCAGACAACCACUUAGUGCCCCUUCCCAGGCAGCCGAUCUCAGCAACGCUGCGCUUCAUGCCUCGCAACAUCUGAGCGCGAUUUCCCCCGAGACUGAAAGGCGUGCCGGCAUCAGCGGUCAGCCUCGCGGGACGCAACAUCUGAACGCCAUUUCCCCCGAGGCCGUGGCCAAAAACAGCAACGGCCCGGUGCGCAGCACACACCAUCUGAGUUUGAUCUCGCCAGAAGACCAGAUGAAUUUCAGCAGAGGUCAACCCUUACCCGUCGGAAGUAUGUGGGGCACCGGCGGGGAGAGGAGCCAAAGUACAAAGAGAGCAGCACCCAGACAGCCCCAAGGGACGGGUGCCAGUCAGGAGACACAAGCAGGCAGGAUGGAUGAGCACGUACCCCCAUCGAAGACGGUCAAGGUAUCGGAGACGGCACCCCCUGUGUCGGUGGCCAGGAGUGACUCGGUGCUAUCCAAAAUGUUACCAGAAGUCAAGCGGAAUAAACGGGAAGUUGUGAAAAUCCACCUUGUCAAGAGCAAAGGAAUACUGGGUAUCCAGAUCGCUGGCGGCAGAGGGUCCAGGAAGGGAGACAUUGGUAUCUUUGUGGCUGGUAUAGACUCUGGAAGUCCUGCUGAAAGGGAUGGACGUCUUCAGAAGGGGGAUGAGAUACUGAUGAUCAACGGUCACAGCCUGAUCGCCGUGACUCACCAGGACGUAGUGGACAUCCUCUGCCGGUCCGGAAGCAUCGUCCAACUGGUCAUCGCGAGAAAGAGGAAACACCGCCACCGCAAUCGUCAACAGCACCUCGCCCUCAACCAAACAGCGUCCAGCACCUCAGAGUCCGACAGUAUCUCCAGCCAGCACUCCACGCCCCGCAGCUCACCGCGGGGGUCGGCGCGGCAGAUCCAAGAGAGGAAUAAUGCCGCAGCGGUACUUAGCCCUAACCUCCUGGGAACCGUCGCAGACGAGACUGAUCUUGGGACCCCUAGGAAGACCAGCUUGGAGACGCAGCAUGAAACCCUGGUGAAUCGGUUGGCUGUCCCCGAUGCGUCAUCUCCACCCAAGCAGCCAGCAAGGAGUGACAGCCCCAAGCUUUCCCACCACCCCACGGGCCGGAAUUCGCCCAGCCUCACCGUGGUGCAGCAGAUCGCGCUCAUCAAGGGGGCUUAUGGGAAGGGGUUGGGGUUCAGCAUCGUCGGGGGCGAGGACUCGAUUAAAGGCAAGAUGGGGAUAUUCGUCAAGACCGUCUUUCCAUCGGGUGCCGCUGCUGCCGAUAACAGACUCAAGGAAGGAGAUGAAAUACUGGCAGUGAAUGCUGAAUCCAUGGAAGGAAUGACCCACAAGCAAGCAAUCAACAAAUUCAAGCAAAUAAAGAAAGGGGUCGUGACCCUGACAGUGCGGAGCCGACUGGUUGGGAGGCCAGCCUCGCCCGCAGACAGUCCGGUGGCCCCGCCCAGAAGGAAGAGGUCUCGAGCUGAGAGUGGUUUCAAGGAUGCAGCCAGGCAGUACUCUCCAGCCUCUGCCGUUCAAGAUUCAGCCCCGGUCAUCAAGGAAGACCCCAGUGUCAAGAUGACCAAGGAGAUUGUACUACAUAAAGAGCAAGGAGAGAGUCUAGGCAUCGGCGUCGUGUGUCUGCCAGAGCCUGACGCUAGUGACGAGAGGAGGGUGUAUAUCCAGCAUCUUGAAGAGACAUCGCCUGCCAAGAAAGACGGCCGAUUGUGCCGUGGCUCUCAGUUGUUGGAGGUGAAUGGGGAAGAUCUACGCAAUGUGAACUUACAGAGAGCACACAAAGUGUUUGGGGCUGUGCAGUCCGGCCCGGUUCAGCUGAAAAUUGCAAGGCAUCCUAAUGAACAGGAAUGUGAAGCAGAGAUGGAGAAAGCCAUGGAGAUGGUAGCGUUGUCAGGGCAACCAGAUGAUAACAACAUUGACAUAACAUCAGAAGGUAGCACCCCACGACAAGAUCUCUCAAUGGAUGUGGAACCCUCAACUGAAGAAACGGAACCCCCACAGCCACCAGCCAGGCCCAAGAAUGAAGAAUAUGCCAUUGACAAAUCAGCACCAAUCACUGCCGACCACGUGGAGCCAGUCAUACAGAGCACCACAGCGUCUUCAUCUCACCAAGCCCCGCCCGCCAGUGGUAGUCUCCAGUCCCCGACAGUCAGCGAACUCGCCAUGGCAACCAUGCAAAGCAUGAACUUUAUGGGGCCGAGACGGGACCUGAAAAACGAGAAAUCGUCAUCCUUGUCAUCGUCCAUGUCAUCAUCAUCCAUGUCUCUCAUGGACAGCCAGUCCUACAAAUCAGGCUCUGAGAGUGAAUUGAACAGCAGCAUGGAGAGGGAAUUAGACUCCGCCUCAGACUUGUCACCCAUCCGAGCCGUAGGCAGGCCCGGCCGACGACCUGGCAAUUCCAGACGGAAAGGUAGGGUCGGGUCGGACCUAGCCAACGAGUACGAGGCCUACCUUCAUUCCUGCCAGAACAGCGAUGUCAGUGAGGAAAAGGAAGACGAGGGGAACAAAGAAAACAGGGACCAGGGUAAAGAUACUUUCCAGGAAUUGGCCCCAGGAAAACAGAUUGACAUCCUACAGAUAUGCCGCAGCCCUGGGGAAAGACUAGGCAUGGGUUUAAACAUCCAACACACUAAAGGGCCCAACAGCAUCAUCCAGGGGGUCUCUGUGAAGAAUGUCACUCCAGGUGGAGCAGCAGAGCGAGCGACGGGAGGCCGACGGGGAAUAUGCAUCAGCGAUGCCAUUCUUGCCAUAGAGGAGAGCAUAUUGGAAGUCAUGACCUAUGCCGAAACGGUCAAACUUCUCUCAGAGUUGCCCCUGAAUAUUCAGAUUGUUGUUGCCAGGGACAUGAAGGAUCCUCCGCUGGAAAAUCCAACUUCCAUCUCGGAAAAGAUGACCGAAGGCAUUUAUGAGAAUUUGCAAACAACUGAGGUUGCUCUGACUGAGAACCAAUACUGGGAGCGUAUUGAGCAAAGCGAACCCAAUGCCAUCCUGCUGAAUGCGACCAGACUCAUAAACACCACAGAUGCCGAGAAGCGAAAUGGCAUCACCUUGGAGUACAGGACACAAGAAUUGUGGAACACCAUAGAGUCCUGUACAAACAACUCCCUCACAAAGAAAACCAACGGAAAUGCUAAUGAUGCCGCAGAAGAGAGUAUGGCUGAGCAGCUAGAUAACCACAGAGACAGGGUUCCAGACGAGUCACCUGCCAAAAAAGAAGUGAAAGCCACUGAUGCAGAUCAAGAACCAGACUCUCCACAAGCCUCAAAGAAAAUCUGUUUGGCCAAUGAGAACCAUUCUAUGUAUCCAGACGAGGAUUCAUCUGACACAAAUGAGGAGGAUGAGGAGGAGGAUGAGGACCUGGGUGAUCUACUGAUGCUGGAUACUGAAUUAACUGAUGAAGAAGAUGACGUUGAACCGAUCAUCGGGAGGCACAGGUAUUCAAUUCCCCUGCCAAAACCACAGAGAGACUCUCAACAGGGUGCUGCACAGAAAAAAACUGAAGACCAGAUUACGGUUGCUGUAAACCACAGCGAAGAAAACCCAGUUAGCCAACAACAGAUUGACAACCAUCGUCUUGGUGGUAAUGUUGGGGGAUUUGAAGAACAAGAUGCCAUGGAUACCAGUGAUCCUCCAGUCACGGACAUUGAUGAUCUGAUAUUGUCCGAUGAAGAGGAUGUGGUGGAGAUGAAUGAGAAUGAGGAGGCUGCAGGUGGUGUUGGAAAGAUGUGCACACUUCCAGACAUGCCCAACUUGCCGACGUUUACCUCCUAUGAUGAAACAGAUGCUGGGCAAAAUCAUCUUAGGAACCAUCGGCUCUCAGAGGUUGUCGAGGAGGAGAUUGUCAUGAGAAACGACACUCCUGUCUUCACCCCACCUCCUCUGAUGAGGGACUCUGUAGCAAGCUGUGAAGUCCGUGACAGUGAUGAUGAAGAUGACAGCAGGCCAGAAGCAAAGACCCUGGAUACAGAUGACGAGAAUGCCAUCCCUCCUCCAUUACCAUCCACCAGUCCUCCCAAGGAGUUCAUCCUGGAAUUUUCCCACAAUAUGCCUCCGUCUGUUCCCAUCACCUCUCACAAUAAGGAUGAGGACAGUGCAGAUGGGCAUUUUAGCGAGGCCAGCCAGAUUCAGUCAAACCUGACCCGAUCCAUGUUUUUACCCAAAAGGGCCUCCACAGAGCCAGUGGUCAAAGGUAGUCAAGGCCUGCCUCUCCUGGCGAAACCCAAGACCCUGUCAACACUUCCCAUUGCAAAGGGCAAAGAGUCUGAUAGUCUGAGAGUGACCUCUCUGAAAUUGGGUCCUGGGUCUGCAUCCCAACUCCGCCCACUCUCUCUACCCUUGAAAUUACCAAGCCCUCUGACAACUCCAGUCAAGUCUGAGAAGUCUGCUACUCCUGCCUUGUCCAGUCGGCAAGAUGACCAACUCAAAAUGAAUCAAUCUGAAUCUGCUGAUUGGGAAUCAAAACCAGUAGAUAACUCUCAGGAUAGCUCCCGGGAAUUGAGUUCUGCCGUCGAAGACAUUUUUGCAUCUGUCAUGGACAAUUCUGAAGACUUGUCAGACAACAGCAUGGAAUUGAUUGUGGAACACACAGAGGAAAUGUCUGCCGAGAGCGUCCUUCAAGUUCCAAGUCCUGGAUCCCCGGAGAAGGCAUCCUCUUUUUUUAUGAGACCACCAACAGGAUUUGGAGAUGAUUCGCUGAGCUCCUGCUCUUCCCCUGACAAGGAGUACCAACCCAUCAUUUCAGAGAACGGUCAGAUUGAGAGAACAGUCAGUGAAUCCUCAUCAUCUCUGAAUCUAAGCGAUGCCUCUGACCAAUUGUCAGAGGACGACUUCCAAGCUGUUUCACCUCUACCUUCUGACACACCUAUGACACCUUUCCCGGAGACCUUCUCGAACCUAAACACCACCAACAGCAAUUCAAACAACACUACGCAGUUGCGAUUGUUCCAGAGGGCACAGUCUCUGGAUGACAGUGCCAUCAAGGGCAGGAAAGUCAUCAAGGCCAACCCAGCAUCAUUCAAUUUUGAUCAAGAUUCCAGUGAUGACGAAAUCAUUCCCAGUCAUGUUCGCAUGAAUGGACUCAGAAGAGACAACUCAGACACUAAAGCCUCAGAAAAAUCAGACAUAGCAAGUGCCAAACCUAAAACCUCUCUACAGCCCAAAGUUGCCACUGGUGUGGAAAACAAGAAGCCACAUUCUUUUGCCCAAGAUGCUGAACCGGAAGUGAAACCAGAAAACCUUACAUCCCACCGCCUUCACAAGUUGGACAAGUCAGACUCUUCUGGUAGUGACACAGUGACUCCUACAUCACCAAGGUUGCCACCAGAUGGUCACGAAUCCCCUGAACAGAUCUCAAAGUGUCCCAGUGCCGGAAACUCUCCUUCCCCUUCUCCAACUGGGACUAUUAAAACCAGCAGAGACCUACUGUUUGAAAAAGUGCCUAACCCAAUCAUAACUGAAGUUGUUCAGAGUGCCUCACCAGUUGAACCUUCCAAACCAGUUGACGUGGUAAAAGAGCCUGUCAAGCGACCCAGUGAAAUUAAGCUGGGUUCUCCUGACACUUCAGUUUCACCAACUUCAAAGGCUUCCAUUUCUCCGAAUCUUCUCAGUACACUGGAUGAAGACAAGGAGCCAACAACACCGACUAGUGUUAAGGAGAGAGCCUCCAUGUUUGGCUCUGUGCUCAAACGUCGUGCCCCAUCAGGAUCCCCCAAGUCCCCUGUUGCUCUAUUUGAGACGGAUGGCGAAGCUUCAAAAGACCCACAGGUGGCAGAGCAAAGAAAGAGCCCUUCUUUUACACCAGUUGGUCGGAAUCUGAAAUCAUCACAGGACAGUAGUUCUGGCAAUGAUGAUAAAUUUGCCAAACAUGAAGACAGGGUACGUGAUGAUAGUGGAGAUGCUACUGAUGACAAUGAAGUUCCACCUCCUCUUCCAGGAAGCCCUCCUCCUCUCCCAAAUAGCCCACCUCCAACUGGUCAGCAGUCUGAUGAGCUGUACAGUGAUCUUCAUCCAGAGGAAUUUGUUCCAGAAAGUACAGGUCAUGAUGAAGGCCUUGCAAACCCACCCUCACCUGUCCUGAUGAGCAGCCCUCUGGAAAAGACAUCUCAUCAAUCACCAGGAGGUGCAUCCAAUCCUAGGAGCUCUACACCAAAAAGAUCAGAGAGUCCUCCAAGUGCCUCUAUUGACCCUGUUGAGGAGUUGAUUGCACCAAAACAUCUUCAGGAAGUGGCAGCUAUACCGUCAUUAAAUCGAUUGCCAUCCAACUCGGAACCUACUGCAGACAUUAAGACUUCCAAACUAAAAGAAAAUCGCCCUGUUCCAAAGGCAAGGUCUUCAAAGGUAAAGCUUUCACCCGGAGAUUUUGAACUAGAAAAGAAUAGUCUGGAUGAGCUUCCUGUUACGACUGAUGAAUCAUCCACAAAAACAACAAAGAUUCAACUCUCAGCUGCCAGUCUUGAUUUCAACUCUGAAAGAGAUGAUGCCACAUCUCCUGUACAAGAUCCACUGCCUGUUGAAGACACUACUAACAAGGAAGACAGUCUCGCAAACACUGAAAAAUCCAUGCCUACCUCCUACCUCUCCAAGCCAUUGUCUCUCCAAUCUCCCGAAAAGAGUAAAAACCUGGUGGUUCCCCCCUUGAGAGCAAGCCAGUUUCCAAAGAAGCCAUCUAUAUUGGAUAGCGUCGGCCCAAAACCGGUCGGAGCUUCCAAGCUGAAGGGUCUGUCUGUCCCUAAGAAGCUCUCAGGGUCUGCAACAAUGACCAGUCCAACUCAGGGAAGCCUGCCAAAAAUUGGUACGUCAGCCAUCAGCCCCAAGUCAAUGCCUGUCCUCCUGUCAACCAAAGCUAACAGUCAAGGGACAGCAGGGCCUUCACGCACAAAGUUGACGAUGAAAACGUUCCCGUGGGACAAAGAAGUGUCUGGUUCAGAACAAAAAGCUGAUGAUACAGGUGCAAAACCGAGUCAACUCCUCCAACCAGGCAUUAGAGUUGAUUCAAAGCCGGCGCCAAAACCAGUUGCGAGGCUGAACCCACCACACAUUGGUCCUAAACCCCAGCCAGAGCCCAGGAUGUCUGCACUUGCUCCUGCAGGCAAGUCAACAUUAAGGCAAGGGAUGCUGAAUGUUUCGUCAGCUUUAACAAGUCCAGUGCUAGGGAACGACCAGUCAAAAUCCCUAAACUCGGAACUGAAUGUAAGGAGAACUGCACAAGCACCAAGCAAUGCCCAAAAUGCAAAGUCGCCAAUAUGUGAAUGCCAGAAGGAUGUUGCUCCCCUUCCAUCAAGUGGACCGCCUCCCCUACCAGAAUCCUCUCCGCCACGGACCUCCACUCCAAGCUCUAGCCCACUGAAGUUGGAUGAGGAUGGGGAUGAGUCUCCCCCGGCUCUUCCAUCAUUACCACCUCCAUCCUCACUUGGCAACUCCCCAAGAUUGGAUGAAAGCAUCGAGAGCCAGGACGACCCAGAUGAGGGUGUGCUAGAGAUAAAGAUCGUGAAAAAUCCUGGUGAGAAACUCGGCGUCGGCAUCGAGGGUGGCUCGGACACGUCCAAAAGCUGCAUAUACGUUAAGACCAUCGCCCCCGGAUCAGCCAGCCGCCGCACUGGUAGACUGCGCAUCGGGGACCAGCUACUGGACGUGAACGGUAACUGCAUGGUGGGCAUUACCAACGCCCAGGCCAUGAACCUUCUGGAGGCCGCCCCCUCCCACAUCACGCUAGUCGUUGCCCGGAAGAAACCGGAAGAAAGCUCAUACGCGUCGGACACGGACGAGGAAAUCACGGACCUGGCGACGGAACUUGCUCAUGCCGUAACAAUGGACGGUGCCUCUUCAGACGAGGAUUCAAGUACCAAAAUCAUUAGGGGACACGGGAGACUAGACAGUGACGAGCCAGACUCUGUAUUUUCGGGAAGUAAGUCCUCCACGCCAGAGCCGCCGUACAGCCCAAAUUCAGACGGUGGCCCCAGCCCAAGGAAAACCGCAUUCCCUAAACUCAGCAUGGAUGGAGAUGAGCCGGACUCCAAGAGCGUGGUCAUGAGGAAAAAGAUCAAUGAAAGAGCAAAGAGGAAUUUCCCUAUGGAACGAGAUCCGCGAGGACUCUUGGAGCGUUCCUGGUCAGAGAGUUCCACCUCCACCAUCCUGCUAUCCACCAGCGAGCUGGAGAAGCUGAUAGAGGACGCCAAUGAAUCCCUGGAUGACAUGACAGACAGCAACGUGUCGGUCGUCAUCCUGCACAAGGAGAACGAGACCCAGGGACUCGGGCUGACUGUGUCCGGAGGCAUUGACCAGGAGAAGAAAGAAAUAAUGGUGCAUCGGGUGAUACCCAACGGGCUGGCUGAUCGCACUGGGCGCAUCCAGCGGGGAGACCGCGUGCUAUCCGUCAACGGCCGGGUCCUGAAGGAUGCCACUCACACUGAGCUGUUGGAGAUGCUCAAGAGCAAACGGCAGGACGUGGUGCUGGUGGUGGCAAGACACCACGUUCCUGAAGAGGAAGAGGAAUCGCCAGCCUCUGAGAUGGCCGAUAUCGAGAUGGCCAAGGGGCCGGCCGGGCUGGGCUUCAGCGUAGAAGGCGGCAAGAGCUCCCCAAAGGGUGACCUCCCGAUCACCGUCAAGAAGAUCUUCACUGGCGGGGUGGCCAAUCGCAGCGGGCAGAUACAUGUCGGGGACGAAAUCGUGGAGGUCAACGGCAAGAAAAUGGCCCCCAUGACCCAUUUUGAGGCCUGGACCUUUCUGAAAGCCCUGCCGAUUGGGAUCGUGAAGAUGAGGAUCAGACUGGCCAAGAAAGCAGAGUAGUGCGCACCUCAGUAGGUGUCCUUGCUGAAUUGGGGGAAUCACUGUGCACAAAAUAGUGCCCUCUGUUGACCCGGAUUUGACAACCAAACUUAUGCGUUCUGUUGAAAGUGAAGGACAGUCAAAAAUUGCGCCCUCUGACAACGGGGAUUUCCAAGCCAAAGUAACAUCCUCUGUUGACAGGGAUGUGUCAGCCAAAAGUGUGCCCUCUGUUUACGAGGAUUGCAGAGGCAAAAUAGGGCCCUCUGUUGGCAGUGAUGGACAGUCAAAAUAGCGCCCUCUGACAACAGGGAUUUCAAAGCCUAAAUAGGGUCCUUUGUUGAACCGGGAUUUCAUCAGCGCCAACAUAGCUCCCUCGAAACAGCAGUGUGUGUGAUGGAUAGUAUUCUGUGCUAAAAAGUUUCUGUUCAGAAAAACGUGUUGUCGAAUAUGUCAAGAGCUUAUUCCUAUAAUAGUUCCUGCAUGUGAACUCACUGUUGACUGAGCAGCUUUAUGAUGCACAUUAAUAGGCAGAAUAUUAAAGUGAAAACACUUCACCGCUGGCCACUACCGUAACGUUUGUUGAACUAGUCGACGCCUCUUAAAAAUUGGCCAACCUAGUUGGCAAUGUUUCCUGUUAUCGUGUUUAUGGCUUCAAGCUGUUCCACUGACUCCCAUCAGGUAGUGAAUGGAGAGGGUAGUCAAGUUCACUCCUACCCAAUACCCUGUCCAAGAGGCCUGCAACCGCUCAUCUCUGUCAGAAAAUUUGGGAAGUGAAGAUAUCGCCAAGCAUUGUUAUAGUAAACACCGCAAAAAAAGGAGAAUUCCACGCUCAUUGGAAAAGUUGCAAAUGUAAAAGAUUACGUGAGUGGAAAUUGCGCUGUGACAAUGUUACACUGCCCGAAAUGAAAGCCAGGGAAUAUCGAUCCCACAGUGCUUGUAUGCAUUGGAGCACGCAGGCUAUUUGAAUGACCCCCGCUUUGUUCGGGCACUGUGCAAUCUAUAGCGGCCAAUGACGGGCAUGUGUGGUUACGCUAAUUUCCCCUCUUUUAAUUUGCAACUUUUCCAACUGUGUCAUUUUUCAUAAACCGUUGUCAAUGUUGGACAAUUACAGUCUUCGGUAGCAAACGGGGUAUCAAAAUGUAGCUUACAAAAUUCCCCAAAGGUCUAUAUAAAAGGCAUCAUCACAAGACGAUCAGAUUUAAAAUUAUGACCCCUCCAGUGAGUGUGGACUUUCUUUUUUUGUGGUAUUUAGUUUACUGCCAAAAUCAAUCCACGAACAUUCCAAACACACAUGUUGCGCAUAUGCCGAAGUGUUGACCAACAAGUGUUGUUGGUUAAACAAAUCUGUCCAAUGAAACUUUAUAGAUAAUUUAAGAGAUCACCAGGGCCCAUGGAUUGGGAAGAACAGAUGAAAUAGUUGACUAGCCUAAAAAUAGCCCCCUCUAUUGUCCAUGCAGGGAGACGUUAGUGCUAUAUAUUGGAGUCAUGUCUUAGAAAUGUAAAUUGUGUGCUCUUUUACAUUUAUUCUUGCUCUUUUAUCCAAGUUCUUCACGAUGGACUUUUGGUGGUGACGACCACCUAUUUGUUCAAUGACUGGAAAAUUCUUGUUGAUAUUAUAAAUAUUGGUAAAAAAAUUAUGUCAUUUUGAUUAUUGGGAUAAUGAGCAAUAAAAAGCUGCCUUUAUUUUUAAUAUUUUCUGCACAUUAUAUGUGUGUAUUGCAACUUUGUGAUGCUCUAUGUUUUAAUUUUUUAAUGAAAUGAAACAAUUAUCGGAAGCGAUUUCUUAUUCAUAAAUAAUUUAAGAGUGCAAAUAGGCCGUUGGAGACUUGAGAUGUUAAUACACAUACCCAUUGAUUGUGUUUAUUAUUUUUUCUCUUCAUUUGUAAUAUGACAAAUGGGGGAAAAAAGGAAAUUAGAAGACUUUUAGUGAAAUUUGCCCUUUUUUAAUCACCAUCCAUAAGUCGUCCCAAAUUUAAGCCUAAUCCCUCAUAAAUGUUAUUCUAAUUUGCAGAAUUUAUUUUUUGUGUAUAAAUAUUGUAUUUUAUUCGGUUUAUUCACAACUUAUGAAUUUAAAAACAUCUUAUUCGCUCAUCCGUUUUAUGUAUAAUUUGUAAAUACUUUUAUUUUUAUGUAAAUAAACACGUGCAAUAUCAGUGUUCUGUCAACAUAGCCAAAAAAAUAUCCAACAAUUGAAACAACAUAAUGAAAUACAAUUCAAUU
Molecule: messenger RNA, 11907 nt
Organism: Patiria miniata (bat star)
Lineage: Eukaryota; Metazoa; Echinodermata; Asteroidea; Valvatida; Asterinidae
Gene: pdzd2
Exons: 20
Coding region: 232-9708 (3158 amino acids)
Molecular function (GO): protein binding
Source: RefSeq, a predicted model, not a curated record